Messenger RNA from Liolophura sinensis, 1526 nucleotides. RefSeq names its product universal stress protein in QAH/OAS sulfhydrylase 3'region-like. The record is from RefSeq and is a predicted model, not a curated record. Lineage: Eukaryota; Metazoa; Mollusca; Polyplacophora; Chitonida; Chitonidae. The coding region runs from base 16 to 465 and encodes 149 amino acids. The transcript has 4 exons.
CUGCACGUUUUCAUCAUGGCAGGUCAACCAACGAGUGGGAGAACAAUUCUGGUGGCGAUCGACGGUAGCCAGAAUUCUGACAACGCCUUUACUUGGGUUCUUGGCAACAUAUUCCGGGAAGGAGAUAACGUAGUAUGUGUCCAUAGCGCCGAAUACAAGAUCUCAUCUGGAUUUUCGGAUGCCGUUGCAAUUUCCAACAUGAUGAAGGAGGAGCAAGAAAGAGUAGGAAAUCUCAUAGCUAAAUAUGCCCAAGCCUUAAAACAAAAUGGGGUGAAAGGGAAGAGCAUAAAAAUGGAAGGGAUGAAGGCGGGAGAAGCUAUUGUCCAGGCAGCUAAAGACGAGAGUGCGCAGAUCAUCGUGACAGGAACUCGUGGAUUGGGCACCAUCCGACGAACCAUCAUUGGUAGUGUUAGUGACUACGUCGUUCAUCACGCCACCUGCCCAGUCAUCAUUUAUAGGGAAUGAUGUCAUCCCUGGCCUUAGUCUAACAGAUUGUCCAUUCUUUGUAACGUAACUAACCUGAUAAUCUGUUCCGACUGCCGAAUACAUCAAUUUUUUCCCGCCAGCCAUAAAAUGAAUUGUAAGGAAUAUCUAUCAACUUAUACAGGCAUCGGCUUCUCUCUCUUUGUAGUAGUGAGAAAGGGUUUCAUUGAUAUUGUUUUAGAGAGUUAAAUCUGUAACAAGAUCAGUUAGAUAUGGGCAGUCGCGGAUAUGCAAUGAGUAGAUAUCUUAUCUUAGAUGUACUAAUAAUUGCACUGUGCGACGCCAACGAAUGUCAUGAGUAUGAGUAAAGCAAACUUUGUCAGCAAAAAAUAUCCACUUUAUUCCAUAACUAUACCCGUUUUCAUGGUGGACAGUGAUCUCGGACAGGUUUCUUACUGACGAAUACUUACUGACGAUUGCUCAAACACAGUUGCCCACAUAUCGUGUAUCAACUCAUUCCUAGCCUGCAGCUAUUUUUAAAGAUUGAAACAAUUGUAUUUUAUGAAGAAUUUAGGCAGAUGACCCUGUUCUGCCAUGAAUUAUCUUUGUUAUACUCACCAAGCGCUGUUAAGGCUUUAAAUGAUGUCUAGUUGGUCUUCGCUUAUGGAUGAAGAAAUAAGUGUUUCACGCAAAUGGUUGACAGUGGCGCCAGCUUUUAGUUCUGCAUGCUUUGUGUUUGUACAUAUGGGUUUUGGUUCCUUAUACUUUCAGACGAUUCUUAAAUAGUGACCCCUGCAUUAAGUACUCAAGACAGCUUAUAACGUCUAUAUAUUUUUGGAUGUUGUAUCCAAUAACCACUACUGUAUGCAGUUCGGUAUGCCGAUGUAUUCCAGAGUUAUCGGACUUGACCAGAAAGGGCAAGUCGACAACAUUAACAAUAUGUUUAAUCGUUGACAAAAACCUGUGAUAUCUCCUUGAUCAUUACAGAGGACACAUUAAACUCACAAUUACAAUUUUCAGGAUACUCAUCAGAAAAACUAAUAUACUUAAUCUGGAUAUAACGUCUCUUUCAAAAGAUAAUAAAUUCUUUUGAUCUUUUUUAA